Molecule: messenger RNA, 1384 nt
Organism: Hevea brasiliensis (rubber tree)
Lineage: Eukaryota; Viridiplantae; Streptophyta; Magnoliopsida; Malpighiales; Euphorbiaceae
Exons: 10
Coding region: 185-1168 (327 amino acids)
Source: RefSeq, a predicted model, not a curated record
GCCAAUAGCAUUGCAAGAAUGACAGUUAAUUUCGUUAAAAAUACAGAGCACCCAAUGGACUCGGCUAUAGCAGAGUACUCUGAGAGAAGCCAAGAAAAGCAGGCCCACGAAAUUUUCAUGAUUUCAAUGUGCUUUUCUCAUAAUUCAAGCACAGGCAUUCUCUUCCAACUCCCAAUUCACUGCAAUGGCGAAGAAGAGAACAACAGAUAGGCAAAAGACAAGGAAGAAGAAAUUACACCUAAUUGAUAACAUACCAAAUUACACAAAGCAGCCUAGGAGCCCCGCACCUAAACGCCGUUCUGAUUUCUCUUCCUUCUUCUCCUCCCCUUCUUCUUUUAUCUCCAAUUCAGGUCCCCUUAGACAUGGUUUGUUCAGUAUCACGAUCAGUAGUUCGGAUAAAACUACAGUUCAGGAAAAAGAAUUGCCUGAGCUCCCUAUAGUUCGGUGCAGAAAUUCUGCAGAUAAAAAAUCAAAACUGUUAUCUGAUUUAUAUGAAAAUGCAGUUAUAAAAAUCAAAUCAGUUGCCCAACAUACAAUUGUUGAUCACUGCAGUGAUAGUUAUCAGACAAGUUUCAUGACAAUGGAAUCUACCCCCGAGAAAUCACAAGUUACAGAAAGCACUAGCUUUUGUGUAACUCCAGGAAAUGUUGUGUGGGCAAAAAUGGACUGCCAAAUUUGGUGGCCUGCUGAAAUAAUUGGAGAAACAUCCUCUGAAGCUGAUUCAAGAAGCAAAGGUAUUGAUGGCCAUGUUCUAGUACAGUUUUAUGGCAAUUACAGAAGUGCUUGGGUUGAUCCAGCUAGAGAAAUUUCACAGCUUGAGGAUUGCUUUGAAGAAAGGAGCAGUAACACUAUGGACACAUUUCAAGAUGCUUUAAAACAAGCUUUAAAAAGAAAGGAAUAUCUAAGUGUACAUAGGCAAUUACUUGGAAUCCCUGAUGGUUCCGAUCACCCUUAUCAGCAAGAUCAAUCAUCUGAUAAAUGGACUUCAUCAAUUUCUAGUAGAACAGAAUGCAAUUUCCUUAAAAGAAGAAAGGGCAAGAAGAAACAAAAACCUAAAAUUUGCUUUGACGAAGUUGUGUUUCCUUUAAGAUCUGCCAGAAAGGUUCGCCGGUUCAGGAUAAUGCGGUACCUUGGCCUUGUAGCUCCUAUAGGUUCCUUUUGCUGUUAGGUCUUGAAACUUGGAAAUCUUGUUUUGUGUUACAGCAUCUCUGAGAAUAUUUGGGGCUAUUGUCUGUUUUAGCUGGUUUAUGUAAUUAAAUUGUGGCGCUUGUGUCCUCUAUCUCUCAUUUGCUGUCAGGAACAUGUUACUUCCUUUUGGUCUUGUAUCUGUCUCCAAGUUCUCCCACUUAAUAGUGUAUGCCCUAGCCUUGGAUUGAUUAUCUGA